This is a messenger RNA of Rotaria sp. Silwood2, 912 nucleotides long. NCBI's taxonomy places the organism in Eukaryota, Metazoa, Rotifera, Eurotatoria, Philodinida, Philodinidae. The record is from the annotation of a GenBank genome assembly.
AUGGCCUGUUGUUUAUGUGCGAAAUAUUUACUUUUAUUUUUCAACUUAAUUAUUUGGUUAACUGGUGGUGUUUUUCUUAGUUGUGGAAUUCUUGUUUUAUAUAAACGUGAUUUACAUGAACUAUUUGCACUUUUAUCUUAUGAUUCACAUCUUGUACCAUCAUUUCUUAAUGUUGGUUAUGUAUUAAUUGGUGUUGGCGCACUUGUCUUUAUUGUUGGUUUACUUGGUUGUUGUGGUUCAGUACGUGAAUCUCGACUUUUACUUGGACUUUAUGUCUUUUUUAUAAUACUUGUCAUGGGUGGAGAACUUGUUGUAGCUAUGUAUACAGUACUAUUAGGUGACGAAUGGGAUACAAGAUUACCCAAUACAUUAAAAAGACGUCUUUCAACAUAUAAUUAUUCAAUACCACAAAGAUUUGAAUUUGAUUUAGAUACUGUUCAUAAACAGUAUGUCUUUUUUAUAAUACUUGUCAUGGGUGGAGAACUUGUUGUAGCUAUGUAUACAGUACUAUUAGGUGACGAAUGGGAUACAAGAUUACCCAAUACAUUAAAAAGACGUCUUUCACCAUAUAAUUAUUCAAUACCACAAAGAUUUGAAUUUGAUUUAGAUACUGUUCAUAAACAGUUUGCCUGUUGUGGUAUUGAUGGUCCAACUGAUUUUCAUGCUAAUGCUGAUUAUAAAAUAUUUGGUAAUCGUCUUCCAUCAUCGUGUUGUAAUCAUUUAUUAAAUGGUGUUUGUAAUGAAGCUGAUUCACAUCGAUUAGGUUGUUUUCAAAUUAUAAAUGAAUAUGUACAACUUUAUUCACGAUUAAUUGUUGGUGUUGGAAUUGGAAUUGCUUUACUUGAAUUAAUUGCAUUAAUUAUGGCUGUAUGUGUAUGUCGAAAUAAAGCUGACGAAGAUGAAUUUUAUUGA